This is a messenger RNA of Elgaria multicarinata webbii, 1953 nucleotides long. It is a transcript of the gene ANKRD13B, whose product is annotated as ankyrin repeat domain 13B. Gene Ontology annotation, cellular component: cytoplasm. The transcript has 15 exons. Lineage: Eukaryota; Metazoa; Chordata; Lepidosauria; Squamata; Anguidae. The record is from RefSeq and is a predicted model, not a curated record. Gene Ontology annotation, molecular function: protein binding. Bases 8 to 1939 code for a protein of 643 amino acids.
GGCGCCCAUGCGGCUGCAGCCCCCCCGACGGCCUCGCCCCGGUGCCCGAAGGAUGCUAGCCGCCUCCCCGUGUGCCAGGGAAGGCGCCACCGAGACCCAGUACCCGCUCCACUCCCUCGUCUGGCACAACCAGCCCCACGAGCUGGAGAGGGAGCUCGGCUCCAAGCAGGUGGAUAUUGAACAACUGGAUCCCAGAGGCCGAACACCUUUGCACUUGGCAACCACCCUAGGACAUCUGGAGUGCACCCGGGUUCUGCUGCGCCACGGCGCUGACGUGGCCAAAGAAAACCGGAGCGGCUGGACAGUACUGCAGGAGGCGGUGAGCACCCGGGACCUGGAACUCGUGCAGCUCGUGUUGCGUUACCGCGACUACCAGCGGGCCAUCGAACGCUUGGCCGGAAUUCCCAUCCUCCUGGAAAAACUGCGUAAGGCUCAAGAUUUCUAUGUGGAGAUGAAAUGGGAAUUUACUAGUUGGGUGCCCCUGGUCUCCAAGAUCUGCCCCAGCGACACCUACAGGGUGUGGAAAUGCGGCCAGAACCUGAGGGUGGACACGACUUUGCUUGGAUUCGACCACAUGACGUGGCAGCGCGGCAACCGGAGUUUCAUCUUCAGGGGACAAGACACCAGCGCCGUUGUGAUGGAAAUUGACCACGACCGUCGCGUGGUCUACUCCGAAACGCUCGCUCUCGCCACCCACGACCGAGAGGGGAUCCUGGCCGCCGUGCAGCCCACAGAAGAGCAGGUCAUGGGGCGGCUCCUGGCCCCCGUGGUCACCACGCAGCUGGACACGCGCAACAUUGCCUUCGAGAGGAACAAGACGGGUAUUUUGGGCUGGAAGAGCGAGAAGACCGAGGUGGUGAACGGUUACGAAGCCAAGGUCUACGGGGCUUCCAACGUAGAACUGAUCACCCGGACCCGAACGGAACAUCUUUCAGAACAGCACAAAGGCAAGACCAAAGGCGGUAAAACCCCUCUCCAGUCGUUCCUGGGCAUUGCUGAACAACACGUGGGCCCCAACAAUGGAGCUCUCAUCACACAAACACUGAGCCACACCAACCCCACCGCCAUCACGCCGGAGGAGUACUUCAACCCCAGCUUUGAGCUGGGCAGCCGUGACAUGGGGCGGCCCAUCGAACUCACCACCAAGACGCAGAAGUUCAAGGCGAAGUUGUGGCUGUGCGAAGACCAUCCGCUCUCGCUGGCCGAGCAGGUGGGGCCCAUCAUCGACCUGAUGGCCGUCAGCAACGCCCUCUUUGCGAAGUUGCGGGACUUCAUCACCCUCCGCCUGCCUCCGGGCUUCCCCGUCAAGAUCGAAAUCCCCAUUUUCCACAUUCUCAAUGCCCGCAUCACCUUCGGCAACCUCAAUGGCUGUGACGAAGCCGUGGUUCCCAUCCGGGGCACCGGGAGCCCUGGAAGCGAUGCUCCCUCGCCAGGCAGUGAUCGCUCUAGUAUUAGCAGCUCUAGCUCCCUUGGCUCGUGCCGGUGCUGUGAGAUGGAUCCGUCUCUCUUCGAGGCCCCGCGAGGCUACAGCGUCAUCGGGAGCCACCCGGAGCCCUUGCGGGAAGAUGACGACGACCUGCUGCAGUUCGCCAUCCAACAGAGCUUGCUGGAGGCGGGGAGCGAAUACGACCAGGUUACCAUUUGGGAAGCCUUGACGAACAGCAAGCCGGGGGCGCUGCCCGGGUCCCAGGAAGGGCGCAGAGUCGACAGGACGCCCCAGCACACGCCGCCGCUGCCGCCGCCACGGCCCGCCACCCCCCAGCCGCAUCCGGUGCCCGCUGCGGGCCGGGCCCCCAGCCGCCCACUGCCGAGUUAUGCAGAGCAACUCCGGCUGGCCAUGGAGCUGUCGGCGAAGGAGCAGGAGGAGGCUGAGCGGCGUUCCCGCCAGGAAGAGGAGGAAUUUGAGCGGAUCCUGCGCCUCUCGCUCACCGAACAAUAGCGGCCCCACGCUGG